UUUUUUUCUUCUUUCUCCUCGACUUAGUACUUUUAUUAUUCAAAAUGACUUUAAGUUUUAUGACUUUCAAUGUUCGACACGACCACCAUGAAGAAUCCAAUAUGACGCCUUUUGCUGAACCUCCAGCUAAGGAAGCUCCUUUUGAUACCGCCCAAUUUCAAUACGAACAACCUUGGUCUAUUCGUAAAUGGAAGAUAGUUGAUACCAUCUUGUUGUAUUCUCCUGAUGUCGUUGGCUUGCAAGAACCUGUACAUCAUCAAGUUCUUGACAUUGAAGCACUCUUGCAUGAUCAAUACGAAUGGAUAGGUGCUGGUAGAGAAGACGGCGAUAAGAAAGGAGAGUUUUCUGCAGUAUUCUACAAAAAGGAUGUUUUGACAGUAGAAGACUGGAAGACUUUCUGGUUAUCAGAGACUCCAGAUAUUGCCGGAAGUCAAAGCUGGGAUGCUAGACAUCCACGUACUGCAACACAAGUAACCUUUAAAAAAGCAAACAGUGAUGAUAGAUUUACUGUAUUCAAUACACAUAUGGAUCAUGUAGGAGCUAACGCAAGAGAGCAAUCUUCCAAAUUGAUUUUGGAAAGAGCCAGACCUGCUAGCGAGUAUGGUCCUGUCUUCUUGUUGGGUGAUUUGAACUCGACAGAAGACGAUCCUGCUUAUCUUACUUUGACAAACUCAAAAUACCGAGAGUCCAAGGGUAAAAAUGAUACACUUGCCAACCUUCAGGAACUCAACCAAGUUUGUGCUUCUGCUUACUCUGGUAGAACAGGCGAGCCUGUUCGUACUGCUGAAAAUAAUAUGACAUUACCUACUCACCGUGUUAUUCGUCCCGGACAGCUGCUUGCUAAUUUGAAGAAGCAACAACAAGAACAAAAAUACACUGAAUAUUAUUUCGAAGAUGCAAGCUAUGAACUAGUUACUCGUAUUGAUUCCAAGGGUGACACAACUACCUUGAGUGGUCCCUUUGGAUUCAGAGAUACAUUGACUAGUUUUGGUGUUGGUAAUGACAGCGACAGGGCUCCUCUUCGCAUUGAUUUUAUCAUGCCUCUUCAAAGCAACACUUUUAAAAUCAAGGUGAUUCAAUUUGCUGUUCUUCCUAACCAAUAUGAUGAUGGUCUUUAUAUCAGCGACCAUCGCCCCGUUUUGGCCAGAAUCUCUUGGUAAUUUUCAUAUGCAAUCAUAUAGACUAAAGACCGCCAGAGAAAUAAAGCGAUUAUGUAAUACAAUUUAUUAA
This is a messenger RNA of Gilbertella persicaria, 1230 nucleotides long. RefSeq names its product Endonuclease/exonuclease/phosphatase. Lineage: Eukaryota; Fungi; Mucoromycota; Mucoromycetes; Mucorales; Choanephoraceae. The record is from RefSeq and is a predicted model, not a curated record. The transcript is spliced from 5 exons. Bases 45 to 1160 code for a protein of 371 amino acids. Gene Ontology annotation, molecular function: 3'-5'-RNA exonuclease activity.